Messenger RNA from Capsella rubella, 585 nucleotides. Its product is annotated as indole glucosinolate O-methyltransferase 1. The coding region runs from base 4 to 510 and encodes 168 amino acids. Gene Ontology annotation, molecular function: protein dimerization activity; S-adenosylmethionine-dependent methyltransferase activity; O-methyltransferase activity. The record is from RefSeq and is a predicted model, not a curated record. The transcript has 2 exons. Gene Ontology annotation, biological process: methylation. NCBI's taxonomy places the organism in Eukaryota, Viridiplantae, Streptophyta, Magnoliopsida, Brassicales, Brassicaceae.
ACAAUGGCAAACCAUCUUCAAGAUCCCUUAACCACGUAUCCUAAACCGGAUCUUACCAAAGAGCAAGAACAAGUUGACGAAGAAAUGAUGAGCUUGCAAGCGUUGAGGAUCACGAACUCAUUGGCUUUUCCCAUGGUUUUCAAAGCUGCCUUGGAGCUUGGCGUCCUCCACACAAUUGUUGCCGUUGAUGACGGUGUAUGGCUCUCGUCUACCGAGAUAGCUUUUGCUCUCCCUACCAAGCCCACCAAUCCAGAGGUGCCAAUGUUACUAGACCGUAUGUUACGGUUACUCGCCAGCCACUCGAUCUUGAAAUGUCGUAUAGUUGCAUCUGGAGAAAACUAUCGAACCCGAAAGACUCAAAGGGUGUAUGCAGCCGAACCGGUUUGUGCCUUUUUUGUAAACCGUGGUAUCAACUCGGGUUCUCUCAUGUCUCAAUUCAUGUUGCUCCAAAGCGAAGUCUUUUUCAAAACUUGCGGAUAUUAUGUGACUGGAACGACAAAGAUUGUAUAAAGAUACUAACAAACUGUUGGAAGAGUCUGCCGGAGAAGGGGAAAGUGAUAAUAGUUGACAUGGUUGCCCCAUCAG